AUGAGCGAAAUCCUGAUCCAAACGCAGGAACUUCGAGAGCAGGUCCGGUACCACACCACCAAACACCAAUCCGGUGCCCUUGUCUUCAACGGGUUUACCGAGAAGUGCCAACAAGCUUGUAUCGCCAUUCUUGACGAGGUGAAUCGACGGUACGGGCGGAAGAAGGACGACAAGUUCGAGUGGAUCGCCAUCGAAUGGACAGAAGAGCGUGUUGAUCCGGAUGGGGAUCCUUCCGUGGCACCUACCUUCCUUUCACCCUUCUGCGUGAUCUCGGCUUCUCCCAAGGACAUCGAGCGGGUCUGGCGACAACGAGGGAUAUCUGAAUGGACGGUCCGACUCCGUUCGUGGAUGCGAAAGGUCGACCUCAAGACUUCGGUUCAGGACUGGGCCGCCUUCCAGCCGUCUACGCCGACGUUCGAUAUGGUCAGGAAGAGCAAGACGGGAUACGAGUUCCUUUACGUCGUCAGCGACUCGGACUCGAAGCCUACCAAAGACGAAGAUGACGAGUUCAUGAAGGAGACUUGGGCCGGGGUGGCGGGAGCGACACUAGUCCAGCCAGGCUGGUAUAGGCGAGAGAGUGUCGUCAUUGCCUACGCUAGGUACUCGGCUGCGGAGCUGCAACAGCCUGCUACUGUCGAGACUGAUGAUGCCAAGACUUCGACUACGGUCUCGACUACGGUGUCUGUCACUAGGAAGAUCCGUAAAGGCUUGGGAAAGAUGCGAUUCAAACCCAACCUCAAGCCAUCCCUCCUCUCCGCGACUCUCCUCUCCGCAGCCUCCUCGUCUUCUAGCCAGGCGUAUUCGAGCGAGGCGUUCGAGCUGCCGCGGUCCCGUCAAAGGUCGGAUCCAGCCAACGAGCAGGAAGCCCCGGCCAAGAAGAAGCAGGAGACCUCGGCGGCCAAGCAGCAAGAGACCUCGGCCAAGAAGACGGAGACGGUAUUGUUACGGGAUCAUUGCAUCACCAGCGUGGCGCCAGGGCGAGUGAAAGAGGUAGACCAGAAGCGACCGCGAGCGGGAGAGUGCGAGCGACAUGGAGAGCAAGAGCGAGCGGGAGAGGUGGACCGAGAAGUAGAGGUGGACCGAGAGGUAGAGGUGGAACGAGAGGGAGAGGGACAUGCGGAAGAUCAGGAAGGGGUUGUCGGUCUCUAUCGAGAUUGA
This is a messenger RNA of Filobasidium floriforme, 1158 nucleotides long. RefSeq lists its product as uncharacterized. The record is from RefSeq and is a predicted model, not a curated record. The transcript is spliced from 4 exons. The coding region runs from base 1 to 1158 and encodes 385 amino acids. Lineage: Eukaryota; Fungi; Basidiomycota; Tremellomycetes; Filobasidiales; Filobasidiaceae.